UCCUCAUACAACAUUUAUUUUCUCAUUCUCUUUGUGUCUCCACUUCACAACAUGGCUUUGAAGAUGGUAUUUGCUACUUCUAUGCUUCUCUUUGCCAUCUAUUCUCAAACGGCGCUUGGGAGCGAAGUGAAGUGCGAGAAUCUGGACGAAGACACGUGCGCUUUCGCGGUCUCGGCGACAGGAAAACGCUGCGUUUUGGAGAAGAGCAUGAGGAGGAGUGGGAUCGAGGUGUACUCGUGUCGAUCAUCCGGGAUAGAAUCGGAUAAGGUCACGAACAUCGUUGAAUCAAACGAGUGCAUUAACGCUUGUGGUCUAGGCCGUAAGUCUUUAGGUAUAUCUUCGGACGCAUUGUUGGAAUCUCGGUUCACACAAAAGCUCUGCUCGGUUAAAUGCUUAAACCAUUGCCCUAACGUCGUUGACCUCUUCUUCAACCUUGCUGCUGGCGAAGGAGUGUUCUUGCCAAAGCUAUGUGAAUCACAAGAAGGGAAGACAAGAAGAGCAAUGUCAGAAAUUAGGAGCUCAGGUAUUGCAAUGGACACUCUUGGACCAGUUGGUCCGGUCAGCUUGGCCGUGAUGGCACCGGAGCCGGCUACCUCAAUGUACCCUAUGCCUGCUGUGCCGGCACCGGAGCCGGUUACUUCAAUGUACCCUAUGCCUGCUGUCCCGGCACCAACACCGUAUUGAUCAAGGCAAAAGAUAAAGGGAGAUGGAGAUCAACACGUAUCAUGUCAUGAGUUUCCGAAGAGAAUAAUCAAAGUUCGAUGUUUUGUAUAAUUACAUCUUUUUAUGUUUUUGCUUCAUAUAUAGUAAUUUUAUAAAACACUUCACGACGCAUAAGAGAUGGUGAGAGAGUAGAUAGGUGCAUGCGCGUUCUUGUAUAACUUAUAUGUACGAGUAACGUCUUAUAUUAUAUAUAUAUGAUCCAAUAAUUUGAGUUC
Messenger RNA from Capsella rubella, 938 nucleotides. RefSeq lists its product as uncharacterized. The transcript has 3 exons. Bases 52 to 684 code for a protein of 210 amino acids. Lineage: Eukaryota; Viridiplantae; Streptophyta; Magnoliopsida; Brassicales; Brassicaceae. The record is from RefSeq and is a predicted model, not a curated record.